Molecule: messenger RNA, 1247 nt
Organism: Drosophila albomicans
Lineage: Eukaryota; Metazoa; Arthropoda; Insecta; Diptera; Drosophilidae
Gene: NANS
Product: sialic acid synthase
Exons: 2
Coding region: 117-1247 (376 amino acids)
Biological process (GO): carbohydrate biosynthetic process
Molecular function (GO): N-acylneuraminate-9-phosphate synthase activity
Source: RefSeq, a predicted model, not a curated record
CUCUUGCAGUCACACUGUAAUAUAAGUUCAAAGAAAGCUCAAACUUUAAUUAACGGAAAUUACACUUGAUAAAAAUGGAUCAGUUAAUUAAAGUCAAUUGAAACUCCAAGUUCAAGAUGUUGCUGCUGGAUAUAAUAACUAAAAAUCUCUCGAACGAGGUCUAUAUAAUUGCGGAAAUAGGCCAAAAUCAUCAAGGCAGUUUAGAAACAGCUAAAUUGAUGAUUCUGGAAGCAAAAAAAGCAGGAUGUCAUUGCGUUAAAUUCCAAAAAUCCGAUUUAAGAGCAAAGUUUACACGAUUCGCCCUUGAGCGAGAGUACGUCAGCGAUCAUGCCUGGGGAAGAACUUAUGGUGAACAUAAAGAAUAUCUGGAAUUCUCCAAAGAACAAUAUCGUCAGCUUCAAGCUUAUAGCAAAGAAAUUAAAAUUGAUUUCACUGCCUCUGCUAUGGAUGAGAAAUCUCUUGAUUUUCUUGCCGAGCUAAAGGUGCCCUUCAUAAAGAUUGGCUCUGGAGAUGCUAAUAAUUUUCCCAUGCUGAAAAAAGCUGCUGCAAUGAGAAUUCCUUUGGUUAUAUCGACAGGAAUGCAAACCGUGUCAACUGUGGAUAAAAUCGUUGAAAUAAUGAAACAAGCUGGAAACAAUUUGUUUGCUUUGAUGCAUUGCGUUUCUUCAUAUCCGACUGCAUCUAGUGAUUGCAAUUUGCGGAUGAUACCCGCUUUUAUGACACGUUUCCCAGGUGUAACAAUCGGGUACUCGGGCCAUGAGUUGGGUGUCUCGAUUAGUAAAGCUGCCGUGUUGUCAGGAGCAAGAAUAGUUGAGCGACACUUUACUUUAGAUAAGAAUCAAAAAGGAUCUGAUCAUCGCUGCUCUCUUGAGCCUAUUGAGUUAUUAUCCUUAGUAGAAGGCAUAAACCAAUUUAAGGCCAAUCAAACUCUUUGCAAACCUAGCUAUACUUCAAAUGAAAUAACUCAAAUAUUAGACGAAGAAAAUGAUGAAUUAAAAGUAGCAUUGGCAGAGAUUACUCAAAAGGAAAUCUUGCAAAGUGAACUCGCUUGUCGUCGCAAAUUAGGUAAAUCAAUUGUGGGAGCCCGAAAUUUACUGAAAGGACACAAACUCCAAGAAGUCGAUUUAUCAAUUAAAGUUAGCGAACCAAACGGCAUAACUGCAGAAAAAUAUUUUGAUUUAAUUGGCAUGCAACUAUUGUGUGACGUUAAUGAAGACGAACCCAUAACUGAGAAUGUGCUGGCAUAA